Anopheles moucheti is the source of this 1080-nucleotide messenger RNA. RefSeq names its product chaoptin-like. The record is from RefSeq and is a predicted model, not a curated record. The transcript has a single exon. NCBI's taxonomy places the organism in Eukaryota, Metazoa, Arthropoda, Insecta, Diptera, Culicidae. The coding region runs from base 1 to 1080 and encodes 359 amino acids. Gene Ontology annotation, molecular function: protein binding.
AUGCGGUGUACUGUCGAUCAUUUCAAUCCCAGGAAUGCUAACAUUACUUUACGAUACGUUUUGCCAAACGACACAACGGUGAUACAGUUUAGAAACUUCGAAACAUCCACAUUCGAUCGUGCAACGUUGAUCAAACACAUCCCGCCUGCUUUAGACCAUUUGGAAUUCGUGGACUCAAGAGCGCUGCAACGAUUCGUUUUGCCAAGCAAUGUUAGCAUCCGGCGGCUUACCAUGACAAAAACACAGCUGAGCUGGAUCAAAUUGCACCCCAACAAUGACGUCCGUGAGCUGAUCAUCGUGUCUAGCAAACUGCAGCAGGUACCAGCUUCAAUUCGAAAUCUGAAAAGUUUGGUUAAGAUCAAACUGCAACAAUCCUACAUUCAGCAGCUAAACCUAAACAUGUUGCAGUGGUUCAGUGAGCUGGAUUCCUUAGAACUGCCGCAAAACAGAAUACGGACAAUCACGAGCACCCUGAACAAUGCACAACGACGCAAGCUCUAUAUGCUAAAUCUGAGCUACAAUCACCUUAGAAUCCUCAACCUCGAGGUACUUGUUGCUGUCGGGUGGUUCAAGAAUGUCGAUGUAUCGCACAACAAAAUAGAAUUGUUGGUUGGACGAUUCGCUAGCGCCCACCUAUCUCAGAUUAUGCUUUCCUACAAUCGUCUGAAAACGCUCGACUUUUGUCAAUGGAAACUGAUGCCAAACCUCGCAGCAUUAUUGCUUAAUUCGAACGAGCUUUCGCGCGUACCGAACUGUAUGCACCAUCUGCCAGGCCUCGCCGAUAUUAACUUCAGCAGCAAUAAACUGACGAGUGUAAGCAUGGACGCGUUUGGCGAUAUGGAGAAUCUACUGGAUUUGGAUUUGUCGGCCAAUCAAAUUUCGUUGAUCACCUUUAGGGAAGAGAAAUAUCCCAAAAGACUAGGGGAACUAAUUUUAAGUAGAAACAAAAUCGAGUGUAUCAAUCCAGGCGAUAUGCCUUUCUGCCCAUUGGACAUUGAAUUUCUACCGAGCUCGUCGGACAGCGAAUGGAAACGAAACAACAAUACCUUGCAAAGGCAACUAACGAUCACAACUGCAUGA